UCCAACUUUUGAGGAUAAUGUCAUACCUCCCCUGGACCGCUGGAGGGCAGCGACGCCCCUCCGCGUCGAGCUGUCUGCCGCCACAGUGGCAGCAGCUAGCGACGAAGAAGACGUCCAACCCACCGGAGUUUAUGGCGAGUCGCGCACGCAGGGCGGCCCUGGACGCGCGGCUCCCGCCCCACGAGGGCGCCGAGCUGUCGACGGUGGACAUGCACACGGGCGGCGAGCCCGUCCGCGUCGUCGUGAGCGGCUACCCGCGCGUGGAAGGUGACACGCUGCUGGCCAAGCGGCGUUUCGCGCGCGACCACCUGGACCACCUGCGGCGGGCGCUGAUGCUGGAGCCGCGGGGCCACUACGACAUGUACGGCGCCUUGCCGGUGCCCAGCGAGCUGCCCGACGCCGACGUGGGCGUGCUGUUCAUGCACAACGCGGGCUACAGCACCAUGUGCGGCCACGCCGUGCUGGCCCUGGGACGUUUCGCCCUCGACUACGGCCUGGUCAAGGAGCCGCGCUCGCCCGAGACGCCCGUCAACAUCCACUGCCCGUGCGGCCUGGUCCGGGCCUUCGUGGAGUACGCCGACGGCAAGACGGGCGCCGUCAGGUUCCUCAGCGUGCCGGCGUUUGUCUUCGCCGCGGACGUGACGGUGGCCGUGGAAGGCUUCGGCGACGUGACGGUGGACAUCAGCUACGGAGGAGCCUUUUACGCCUUCGUGGACGCCCAGCGCUUCGGUCUGGACGUGAGGGAGUCCAGGACCAGAGAUCUCGCGGACGCGGCCGCGGCCGUCACCGAAGCCGUCAAAUCGCAGGUGAAGCUGCGGCACCCGCUGGACGACGACCUGGCGUUCCUGUACGGCACCGUCCUCACCGACGGCAAAGAUCUCUUCUCCUCGGACGCCACCGCCAACGUCUGCGUCUUCGCCGACGCUCAGGUGGACCGCAGCCCGACCGGAUCUGGCGUGACGGCCCGAGUGGCCCUCCAGUACCGCAAGGGUCUGAUCCGGUUGAACCAGUCCAGGACUUUCCAGAGCGGAGCCACGGGAUCGCAAUUCACCGGCAAAGCCGUGGAGGAGACCACGUGCGGGGACUUCAAGGCGGUGGUGGUGGAGGUGGCCGGCAGAGCUUUUUACACGGGAGUUUCCUGUUUCGUGCAGGAGAGCGACGACCGGCUGAAGGACGGCUUUCUGCUCAAGUGAGCGUCACCUACUGCUUGUGAUUAUUCACAUUUAUGUCUAUAUGAUAGCAAUAGGUGCGAUAUUUACAUUUGAAAUUAAAAAAAAAAAAAUAAAAAUCUCAGGGCCGUCCAAAGAAAAAAGUAGUCUUACUGUCCACUAGAUGGAGCCCUAACUCAGUGCACCGUAUAAGAGUCAGGGUGCUUGCAACGUUAUACAUUUCUCAUAUUCUUAAAAAAAGACAUAGAAAUGAUGCCAUAGAUAAUGAUCUCCCAGUUCCCCCCCGCAAAUCUGU
Molecule: messenger RNA, 1464 nt
Organism: Syngnathoides biaculeatus (alligator pipefish)
Lineage: Eukaryota; Metazoa; Chordata; Actinopteri; Syngnathiformes; Syngnathidae
Product: trans-L-3-hydroxyproline dehydratase
Exons: 6
Coding region: 18-1193 (391 amino acids)
Molecular function (GO): hydro-lyase activity
Source: RefSeq, a predicted model, not a curated record